GAGGCGAAAUCACCUUUUUGGCGUUGCGCAUCAUUCGACUUGAGAGUAUCUUUGUGCGUGUCUAUCACAAUUAAACCUGAAUCUCCUUCCCAGGGGACAUCUCCUUGAUUUUCAUUUCGCGUCGUUGAACGACAUCGUCCCCCCCCGAAAGAUCCUCACCCCCUUUCACACUCCCAGCUGACCCGACAAAUCGCCCGCUUGGAUCCCCUUGUUUCCAUCGUGCUCCCAUUGACCCCACCCCAGGGUUUCUUUGACUCUAGUCUUUGUUCCUGAUCUGUACAUUUACCUCCCAUCUCUCUCUACUCCUCCUCCUUUGCACACUAAAAAGAACACUGCGUGUAUUUCUGGAUUGUCCUCGUUCAAAAACAACCUCGAGGACACGCGAAAAUGCAUGACUCGGCGUGCCCCGAGGUGGUGCUGGUCAUUGAAGAGGCCGAGGAGGAUGCGGGUGAUAGAGCUGGGACGGAUGUCUCUUUGCUCGUAGGAACGGAUGACAAGGAAGAGGCAAUGAAGACGGAAGCCGCUCUCGUGGCAAGCGCCGUAGCCUCAACAACACUUACAGCUGCCGCAUCUGCUGUAGUUGGCUGCACCGAUCUUGCCUUACGCGUUGAUACUUCGUCUAUUCUUCAUCAUCACAACCAUCGGCCUCUUCUGGAUCGUCGCAUCGCGGCUCUUAUUAGCUCUAUAUCUACUGGUGCCAGAAUCUCGCUUCGUCUUGCUUCCAUUUUGGUUGAGGCCAUUUUUGAAUCAUUGAAAUUUUCGGCAUCAACAAGUUUGGCCAUCACACGACGGGCAAUGGUUGCUGCUGUGUCUUCUGCGCGAACGCUACAUUUGAUUGCGAUGGGCCGCGGGAAAAGUGACAGCGUUUCCUUCUUUAAAGUCUUGGAUCGCUAUACUUCCGCCGGGGUUUAUGUCAUCCACAACGUCUUUUCUUUGGCAGAGCUGUUAACCCACACAACCUUUCAUCUUGCAUCCUCUACAAUCCGUUUCUCUCUCAACGCGGCGGAGGAAUUUGUACAGGUUCUUGACGGAUUAUUUGGCGAAACAGAGACAUCUAAAGCACUGGCAGCGUUUGUCUGCUUGGUAAAGAAGGAGCUGGAGGGGACGGAGGAAGACUUGUGCUUGGGUUCAAAGUAUGGACGAAUUUCGGCUCUCGGCCAAAUCACUAAAGCCAUGACUGCCUACUGCUGCUUACAAUAUGUAAACCGAAACCGGUGGAGAAACUCGCUGAAGCUCACAGCAAUCUUUGAAGGACAUAUACGUCCCUCCGAGGUCCCAGAGGACAGUGCCGCAAAAUCAUACUCUGGUCUGUCUGAUUGUGAGAUCAACAGUCCUAGCGACUUGGGAGAAAUGGGAAUGGCAGAACUUCACGCAAUUGCUAGUGGAACCUCACAACUCCUCGCUCCGCUGACCAGAAAUCAUAUUUUGGGCCCCAUGGACCGGCGGCGGAUGUCUAACCCAGAGAGGUUUUCCUCCCUAGCGCUUCGGCUCAUUGAUCUUGAAGGGGGUCGCAGUGGCGUGCAAACGAUGACUCGCGAGGACUCGGGAUACGGGGAAGAUCCCACAGCUGCUUGGCCAGAAAAGCCCCAAAAUCUGGCAGAGGCGCGCGAUAGGAGACGAGAACACCGCCAUGGCUCGGUAACUCCCGAUGGUCGAAGGCAGCGGGCACAUUCAGGACAAUCUGGGCAAUACAAGCUAGAUCACGCGCAGGUGAAUAGCGUUCUCAGAAUGCUAGAGUCAGUGCAAUUUGGUCGAAGUCAGACCAAAAGCAAGCGCUCUACGAAAUGGGAGAACAGUGCUUCCUUGCCUAAGGCUCACCGCGACGGUCAUGGUCGACAUGCUCGCCCCAAAAGUGACAACAUAGUUUCAACUGAUGGAUCAGGAGAUCCACGACAGAAGCUCUUCGAAAACAUUGCUCGCUACGUAAGGUUUGCGAGCGGUGCAUACGGAACCAAUUUCUUGAAGAUCUUGGGCAUUGGUCGUGCGCGUGAUCUUCUUAUAGAAAAUUGUACCGAACAUCACAACCAUCAAAGUUUUGCCUUCCAUACCGAUGUUCCCGUAGAGCACAUUAUAACCUCUUCAUUUCGAAAACCGAGCGCAUUGCACCCACCUGCCCUGAUCGCGCCGGUGCAUUAUCUCGUCGUAGAUGCCAAGAGUUCUGCCGUGGUAGUCAGUUUGCGUGGAACUUUAGGGCUUUCGGAUCUAAUCACGGAUCUUACCAGUAACUAUGCUUCGUAUGAAACUGUGGAUGGUGUUCAAGGCAAAGUCCACGCAGGUAUGCUGGCAUCCGCAGAGAAGAUCGCCCGAGGACCUGUGCGCGAUGCAGUGGUGGAGGCCCUGAACAAGCAUCCAAACUUUGGUCUUGUGCUCACCGGACAUAGUCUGGGUGGCGGUGUCGCUGCUUUACUGGCUCUGAUAUGGUCGCGGAAAUGCGUUGGAGAUAAUGGGGAGGAAAAGUUUUUUACUAGCGAAGAGAAGGGCUUUCCCAGUCGACCGGUCCAUUGUUUCGUUUACGGUGUACCGGCGGUCAUGUCGUUGAACCUUUCAAGCCACUGUAAAGACCUCAUCACGUCCGUCAUAUACCGUCACGAUGUUGUUCCUUGUCUUUCACUAGGGCUUAUUCGCGAUUUCCGGAACGUAGCUGUAAAUCUGUGUAACGAGCAAGGAAUGGCCGAACGAGUUAUUGGGAAAGUUCUGGGUGUUUUUAAGAAUUAUCCCGGCGCAAAUGUUCCGACAAAUGCAGGACGUCAAGAGGGCCCAGGACAUGAAGAUGAGCUCUGGUAUUGGGCACUUUUGAAAACUCUUCGAGCAGAUAUGAGAGCAGAAAAACUUUAUCCACCAGGAAGCGUGUAUUGGCUUGACGCAACCACGCCAGUCGUGAAAGCUGCCGCAAAUCCCGUGAGCUCGUCGCCGACCGUGAAUGUAUCGAAAGCACGAAUUGCCACUGCCUUGACGGUCCAUGCCGUUGACGACGUCGAAGUAGCGUUCUCUGAAUUUACAUUUUCGCGCACCAUGUUUAUCGAUCACUCUCCGCACAGCUACGAGAGAGCCCUCCAAUCUCUUAUGGUCGCAAUGAAGACGCAUCAAUGGGGAUGACGGCUCAUCCUGGUUAUUGAUUACUAUUGACAUUUUUAUUUUACCGCGAAUGUGCGGUCUCUUUAUAACUUUUUCAAAGAGUUUAUCGAUUGGGACGUAUAUAUUGAUGGUUUUUUAAAUGGGGUUAUUAGGGGACAUAUGUACAGACAAGAAAAUCAUGUAAAUGGAGUGGAAUCUUCUGGUUGUUUAUAUCUUUUAAAAUGGAAAUAUAAUAUCUUUUGUUACACUUGAA
This is a messenger RNA of Spizellomyces punctatus DAOM BR117, 3328 nucleotides long. RefSeq lists its product as uncharacterized. The coding region runs from base 388 to 3096 and encodes 902 amino acids. The record is from RefSeq and is a predicted model, not a curated record. NCBI's taxonomy places the organism in Eukaryota, Fungi, Chytridiomycota, Chytridiomycetes, Spizellomycetales, Spizellomycetaceae. Gene Ontology annotation, biological process: lipid metabolic process. The transcript has 10 exons.